Carya illinoinensis is the source of this 1515-nucleotide messenger RNA. Its product is annotated as oligopeptide transporter 5-like. Gene Ontology annotation, molecular function: oligopeptide transmembrane transporter activity. The record is from RefSeq and is a predicted model, not a curated record. The transcript is spliced from 4 exons. Gene Ontology annotation, biological process: transmembrane transport. Bases 1 to 1515 code for a protein of 504 amino acids. Lineage: Eukaryota; Viridiplantae; Streptophyta; Magnoliopsida; Fagales; Juglandaceae.
AUGGCAUCGCUCAUUACCGUCUCAUUUGUGUGUUGGAUAUGGAAAGGCUCGGUCAAGGCACAGAUAAUUGGUUCAGGUUCUCAUGGUCUUGGAAUUGGCUCUUUUAGCCUUGACUGGAUGUCCAUUACUGGCUAUAUAGGAUCCCCCAUGGCCUUUCCCAUAUCUACUAUAGUUAAUAAGCUGGUGGGAUUUGUGGCCAUGAUGUAUAUAAUUGCUCCAAUUGCAUAUUGGGCUAAUUUAUUCAAUGCCAAGAGAUUCCCCUUUUUCAGUCUUAAUCUGUACGAUUACGAAGGAAAGUUAUACAAGACCGCUAGUGUCUUUGGCGACGAUUUGGUACUUGAUCCUCAGGCAUACCAUAAUUAUUCCAAAAUCUAUUUCAGUAUCUUCAGCGCCAUGGACUCGGGGUUUGGAUUUGCAGGAUUAGCAGCCACACUCACUCACUUUUUUCUAUUCUACGGAAGGGAUGCAUGGGUAAGAAUAAGGCAAGCAAUACAAAACCAAAAUAGUUGCCAAGACAUUCACAAUGAACUCAUGAAGAAGUAUCAAUCCAUACCUCAGUGGUGGUUCAACACAAUAAUAGCUUUGUCCGCGGGGAUUUCCAUUCUCAAUUGCCAGGUAUAUGGGGACCAAAUUCAACUUCCUACCUGGAGUUUUCUGGUUGCAGUGCUCGUGGCCGCCACUUUACUUCUUCCCAUUGGUGCAAUUAAAGCUACAACUGGAAUCUCUCUUUCAAUGUUCCUCGUUGGUGAGAUGAUCAUGGGUUAUGCAUCACCGGGAAAACCCUUGGCCAACCUGGCUUUUGUAGCAUAUAGCCAAAGCACCAAAAAUCAUGCCUUGAACUUUAUAGCUGAAUUCAAAUUGGGACAUUACAUGAAGAUUCCUCCAAGAUCCAUGUUCCUUGUUCAGAUUGUUGGAGCAUUGCUAGCAUCCACAACACGCAUUUUCUCAUCAUUGUGGGCCCUCACUUCAAUCAAAAACAUCUGCGUCCCGGAGGAGGGGAAUAUCUGGACAUGCCCUGCCGUUACCAAUGCCUACAACAGAGCAUUGAUAUGGGGAGGAAUUGGUCCAGGCCGAGUGUUUGCACCGCAUGGGCAGUAUGCAUGGCUAUACAUCUUCUUCCUGAUAGGAGUGAUGGGACCAGUGAUGGUUUGGAUUCUAAGUCGCAAAUAUCCUCAAAAGAAGUGGAUUAGACUGAUCAAUUUCCCAAUAAUAUUUGCUGGCCCAGCAAUGAUGCCCCCAAUGGGUGCAGCCCAUAUAUGGAGUUUCUUUAUCGUGGCCUUUAUCUUCAACUUCUGGGUUUACAGCAGGCACAGAGGGUGGUGGUCUAGGCAUGCUUAUGAUUUGUCUAAUGGCCUCGAUUUAGGGACUGCUAUUUUCGGUGUACUCUAUAUGACUCUUGCUCUUCAAGAUAUCUACGAGGUGGAAUGGAUUGGGGGCUCUGAUGAACAGUGCCCUUUGUCUGUCUGCCCUACUGCUCCUGGCGUUAUUAAAAAGAACUGCCCCGUCUUCAACUGA